CACGUCGAUUUUUUUAAAGUAUCCCCUAUUUUGUACGUAUUAAUGGGCCAGGUUUAUGCAUCGGAAUGCCAGAGUCCACUUGGAUUGGUCAAAGUUGUGUCAGUCAAAUUGUUGUGUGGGUUAUGUUCGCAGCAGCUGACAGCUAGCCUAGCCAUGUCAAUAGAGUAGGAGCACGGACAGAAUUAGCAUUGCAAUGAGUCUCUAAAAUCUCUCUACUACUCUACUACGACCCUUAGAUCUACGAGUUCAUAUUAUUUCAUAAAAAAGGUUCACCAACUGCCUGCUAGAUACUUGUUAUAAUUUUAUUAGCACUAGCUAACUAGCUGGGUGACAACGUGUUACGAACACUCAACUUGAAAACUAGUCUACUGUAGCUUAGUAGCUUGCUAGCUCUACUAAACUAGUUAGCUAAGCUAGCGACUCAGAGUCUCUAGCCUAUUAAACAGUAGGAUAGCCAACUGGCUUACUAGCUACUGUAACCUAACUGUGCACGACUGGCAUAGGUACACCAUUGCAGCCAUGUCGGCGGCCGGAGACUUCGGAAACCCGCUAAGGAAAUUUAAAUUGGUGUUUCUCGGCGAACAGAGCGUGGGGAAGACUUCACUGAUCACCCGGUUCAUGUACGACAGCUUUGACAACACUUAUCAGGCAACAAUAGGAAUAGACUUCUUGUCAAAAACGAUGUACCUUGAAGACAGAACAAUCAGGUUGCAGCUGUGGGAUACGGCUGGGCAGGAGCGCUUCCGUAGCCUCAUCCCCAGCUACAUCCGCGACUCAGCCGCUGCUGUCGUAGUAUACGACAUCACAAACGUCAACUCCUUCCAGCAAACCACAAAAUGGAUCGACGAUGUCAGGACGGAGAGGGGAAGUGACGUCAUCAUCAUGUUGGUGGGCAACAAGACGGACCUGGCAGACAAAAGACAGAUAACCACAGAGGAAGGGGAACAGAGAGCCAAAGAGCUGAAUGUUCUAUUUAUUGAAACGAGUGCAAAGACAGGCUACAAUGUCAAACAGCUGUUCAGACGGGUGGCGGCCGCCCUCCCUGGCAUGGAGAGCACACAGGACAAGAGCAGAGAAGACAUGAUUGACAUAAAGCUGGAGAAGCCUCCGGAACAGCCCGCCAGUGAAGGGGGGUGCGCCUGCUAAUGCCCCCCCCCCUCCUCUGUCAUUCCCCUCUCUCUCUCUCUCUCUCACCCACGUGUUGUUGCUCUAGCGCUCUCUCUCACUCACUCACACACAGGCUUAUUCACUCUGUACUGCACUCGCCCUAUUUCUCUGCCCCCCCCUUUCUCCAACCUGCCCCUGCCCCUUCGUCUGCAGAUCCGCCCCCCCCCCCUCCC
Molecule: messenger RNA, 1340 nt
Organism: Hypomesus transpacificus
Lineage: Eukaryota; Metazoa; Chordata; Actinopteri; Osmeriformes; Osmeridae
Gene: rab6a
Product: RAB6A, member RAS oncogene family
Exons: 8
Coding region: 520-1146 (208 amino acids)
Molecular function (GO): GTPase activity; GTP binding
Source: RefSeq, a predicted model, not a curated record